CUGAGCACAUCCUGCUGUCAAGGAUGUAGAGUCUGCGCGUGUUUGAAGGCUGUCGACAUGACUGUGACCUGCUUCCUCUCUCAACAUGUCUGCAGCGAUGCACCUCAGUGUCCUCGUGUGCCUGUUAGCAGUCUGCAGUGCUACAAGUGCUGCGCAGCUCACAAGCUCAGCCCCGUCCACCACACCGCAGUCUCAAACAGGAACCCACCAGUUCACCACUGAUGGCUCCACAGUUUCACCACUAACACCCAGAACGGAGGAAACCAGUCUGAGCUCCAGUCAGCCGACAACGCCGACCCCUCAGGCAUCAACUACCACAGUUUCUCAACAACCGACUGUGUCGUCGGCACCAGGGUCACCAAACGGCACAGAGAUCACCACUGUGCACAAAACCAGUCCAGUUCUGUCUCCCGACCGAGGUAAAGAUGACUUGGCAACAAACCCCGGCCUUGUGGCCGUUAUUUGCAUCUUCUGCAUCAUCCUCGUGCUCGUCCUGGUGGUUCUAACAGUGAAGUGUAUCAGAUUACCCAGAUCAAACUUUGAAAGGCUCGACGACGUGCCCAUGGGCAAAGUGAAUGAAGAGUCUCCAUUUGCUCAUUACUCAAAAUAAAAAAGGAAGCUACACGGGACAACACAGGCGAGGAGUCCAGUCUGCGGUGCGCCCCUCAUGUUUCUGGACAGAUAAACCCCAGAGAUGUCGUCCUGGUGCAGAGAACCAGCAGUGGCUCCUAUUCUAAGCACUCUUUUUCUUUACAUAGCACUUUCGUCGAUGCUCGUGGACCAUCCCUCCCUCAGCUGUGACCUGUUUAUUUUAAUGGCUGGUACUUCAUUUGAUUUAGGUCCUGAGGCUUAAUCUGUAUUAAUUCACAAUAAUUGCACUAAUUACUGCUCCAUUAAUGCUUUGGAAAAGAGAAUAACCCUUAAAGUUAUAAAGUCACAUUUGCUUAUCUGUUUAGUUCACCUUAGAUGAAAAGAACACUUUUUUGUUGUUGUGAUACAUUUAAGAUAUUCCUACUUUCGAGCACACUGGAAGAUAUUUCCAAGAGUGUAAAAUUAAUGUUAUCCACAUAGACAAAUGCCACGAGACAGUGAUUAUAUAUAUAUAUAUAUAUAUAUAUAUAUAUAUAUAUAUAUAUAUAUAUAUAUAUAUACAUAUAUACACGUAUCACCUCAACUGUAAUGGGAAUGACAAAGUACUGUAUAUUUGAGAUAUAAUUUGUAUGUACAUUAUAAUGAUUAAAUAGUCCUUCUGCGGUGUGUUGUGUGGUUUUGACUGUGUUGCCGGCAGAAAUAAAGUUGUUACUUUUCUUUUAACCUCCUCGAUCCUGCCGUCUCAGUCCAAAGAUAACGCCUAAUGUCUGCAGGCCUUGAUGGUGUUGAUUACCAUAAAAAGGUUGCAACCGGUGUAACUGGUCACUGUGUGCCCAAACAGGUUGGGUGUAGUUGCAAUAGCUAGAAUUAGGUGUGUUGAUGCAGGGAAACCUCUAAAACAUGUAGGACAGAGGCCGUCGAAGACUGGAGUCUGACACAUGUGAUCUAAAACAUGCAGAACACCCCAGGGUU
Molecule: messenger RNA, 1563 nt
Organism: Cololabis saira (Pacific saury)
Lineage: Eukaryota; Metazoa; Chordata; Actinopteri; Beloniformes; Belonidae
Product: protein CIST1-like
Exons: 4
Coding region: 86-610 (174 amino acids)
Source: RefSeq, a predicted model, not a curated record